Molecule: messenger RNA, 3234 nt
Organism: Metarhizium acridum CQMa 102
Lineage: Eukaryota; Fungi; Ascomycota; Sordariomycetes; Hypocreales; Clavicipitaceae
Source: RefSeq, a predicted model, not a curated record
AUGUCUCAACCAAACAAGCCAGUUGCAGCCAACCCGCCACUUGCCCCUAGAUUAGCUCGCAACGCGUGCGCCAUUGUUGUUGGUGAGCCAAGCGCCAGACAAUUUAUUGGUGGCCAAAAGUUGGGCCUCAGUACCGACAUCGAGUGCUUCGUCAUGUUCAUACCAAAGACCGAGGUAGAGAACUGGUACGGGUUCUCCAUUCAAGUCCCGCUCUCGGCUGAUGCCGAAGGAUUGGGUCUUGGGAAGUGGCACUCCUUCAAUGAGGCCAAGGGUCGUUUGACGACGACGGAUUCGAUAUACAUUACCGUCAAGUUUCCUCGGGAAUCCACUUUGUCGGAGAUCACGCCUGUCGAUGGUGUGUUGCUGAGGGCUUUCCCUCCCUCCCUCCAGCCCCGCAAGGUCUGCCAGCUUAAUGUUACUGUGGGAGACCCUGACGCCAUUCGGAUUGAGGGUAUUGGCAUGCCUUUCGCCAAUCCCGGCCAUAAUUGCGAGAGCUGGAUGCGUAACGGGGCUGUCUUCGAGGGCAAGACGUUGUUGGAUAUUCUCAAGUCUGGCAGAUACACCUUUGUCGUCUACAGGCCUGAGCAACCCUUCCGCGUUGAUUGGGACGUCACCAGAUUGCCUCCCCGAUUCCAGUAUCCUUGGGGUACUGAGCAUUAUUGGGAUGAGGAGAGGUAUCAUCUCUUGGCUGACGCCAACAAGGGUCGCCAAUUCGUUCCUGCGCGCAGUUUCGACAGCGAUAACAGUCACCUUGCUGUCCUUGCGCAGUCGCUCGCCCAGGACAUUAUUUGGGUGGACAGGGCCGCCCAGGAAAUCUACUCCCAGUUCCGUAUGAGGGUUUACUUCAUUGAAAUUGGAAAUGUGGUACCGAGUCACCAGUACUACGUUUUGGCGCCACUAGAGCCUGAAUUCCGGACCCGGUUUGAGGCUGCCUGGCGUCGCCUCGCCAAACAAGGGACACUCGAGCUCCAUAUCUUCGAUGAAGAAAACUUGAAGGGAGACCCCAUUGCGAACUGGGUGGCUCGAAUUGUCGACAACCCAGAGAGUGUCGAUGCUUUGGCGAACCAUGUCGUGGAGGAUUUCGAGCUGAUUCUGCACAACUGCGCUGCUUUGCACUUCGACUCGGGCAUUGAUGACUACAUUCGCAAAAUCGACGCUGUAUGUCAGUUCGCGCCAGACUCUCGCCCGUCCAACCCAGAAUUAUUCGGGGUCGAGAUUGCGGAAGACGGUCGUAGUCUGAAGGGCGAUGAACGGGCAGCUGCUCGUGUCAAACAACGGCUUGAAGUGGCUCGUGCUGCCGUUCGCGGUCGAGGUUUCUACGGAGUCGACAUUGCCGGUGCACGCCCAGCUGCAGGCAACCCUGAUCAGCUCGCCGAGGGCGUACAAGCCGCUGCGUUUGGGGAGAAGAUGCCGAUUCUCCCACUUGUCAAUAUGCUCAACGUCACAAGCGACCCGGAGAGAAAUGCCCUCAUGAGUCAGCUUUUGCCUGUUGACCGCGACAUCUUCGGCAAAUACCUCGAAUCGCGUCCUCUAGGCUUGGGUCUAGCGAUAGGGGGACCUGGAUUCGGCAAGACGACUCUCCUUGCUGUGGCUGCGUACGGUAUGAUACGGACAUUCAAGUCUGUUUACGUGUCCGCUCCCACCAAUGUCGCUGUUGACAACAUUGCUGCUCGUAUGUAUGAAACGAGUCGUCGUGUUGUUGAGACGGCCAAUGGCAGCAUGGAAUCGGGGGACCCCAACCGCCUUCGCCGACUUCUGGUUAUACGGGGGUAUAAGCCGGACGAUGAGAUGGCUGCUUUCCUCCGCCUGCUGCAGAACCCCGACUUGGGCGAUCAAGCUGCCCCGGAAUCGGCUUGGAGAGGCGCCUCUCGGUGGAAGCUUCACCUAUCGCUGGCAUACUGGGCCCUGAAGACACUGCGGUCGCAAGCGGUGGAGCCAUUGCACCAGGACGACAGCACGGCCCUCUACCGGCUCCAGGCCCGCAUAGACAACAGAGCUGAGUGGGCUGUUCUGCGUGGUGUUGCCGCUGGGGAUCAGCCUUGGGAAGAUUACGAGGCCCAACCUCUCACCGAUAAUCAGGUCAAGGGUUUCCUCCGGCUGUUCCUGGAUGUCGCCGAUGCCGUCGCCACCACACCAGCCCUCUCCUGCCAAAUGCCCUAUAAGCGUUGGAAGGACUCAAAGGGCCAUGCCGUGGUUAUAGACGAGGCUGGCAAUAUCAGCAGGCCGGAUCUCUACUCGGUCUGGGGCAAUACCAUGAUCCCUCUCUUCCUUGCCGGCGAUGAGAAGCAGCUUCCGCCAGCAGUAAUGUCCGCCAAAGAUAAGGAUGAUGAGGGUAAUGCCCUGAAUCGACACGCUCCCGACGCUGGGAUUUCGGCUCUGGAGUUCUUCAAGGGCACUGGCUGGCCUGUCUUCCGGCUGCGCACGCAGCUUCGCAUGGCGCGCGGUCUCUUCACGCUCAGCCAUGCGCUGUUCUACUCGGACGUGCCUUGUGCCUAUGACCCGCGCUGCGAUAUCGCCAGCUCCACGCAUGCUGUUGGGCGGCUUAUGGAGGACUUUGUGCGCGCCAAAUUCGCUGAGCUGAGGCCUUCGCCCCAGAACGAGCUGCGCGAGGUCUUCGUUCACUGCCCUGGCUCAGAAUCCAAGGUCGAUGCGAAUGGCUCCCACAGCAACCUGCAGCAGGCCCAGAUCGCCGUCGCGCUGCUCGACCAAUUCGUCCGCGCCCAUCGCGAUGACCCCAGGGUCGACCCCGCCAAUAUUGGCAUCAUCACCCCCUACAAGGCCAAUGUAGCAACGAUCAACCGACAGUUGCAGAACUACGACAGCCUCCAGGGCGUAGAGCCAGCAACAACGGUCGACUCCUUCCAUGGUCACGAGGCCAGCAUCAUGGUGCUCAUUCUCGGCACCACGGAGAAGACCGGCCCGGGUUUUUCGGCCGACGAGCAACGCCUCAACGUCGCCUUGUCUCGGCAAAAGUCAUAUCUCCUCAUCGUGGGAGACAUCAACGUCACCGGCCCCGUCGUAGCACCGGCCGUAGGGGCUCAAGCCGGCGCCAGAGCCGGUCGCGGUCGCGGUGGUCGCGGUGGCGGCGCUCGGGACGGCGCUCACGUCCCCAGGGCCACGGAUUACUUCCAGGUAGUUCGCGGCAACGAGGUUGUGAAUAUUCGGGCUGUCGCUUUGCGGGGGGCUUUGCUUGCAAUCCAAAAUGCAGGCCGUGUUGCAACGUUUGCAGUUUAG